This is a messenger RNA of Musca domestica (house fly), 9371 nucleotides long. RefSeq names its product protein Atossa (gene atos). The record is from RefSeq and is a predicted model, not a curated record. Bases 1723 to 7662 code for a protein of 1979 amino acids. The transcript is spliced from 9 exons. Lineage: Eukaryota; Metazoa; Arthropoda; Insecta; Diptera; Muscidae.
UCAAGCAAUUGGUUGAUGACGUUGUCGUCGAUGGUCGCUUGCUCGCUGUUUCGCUCUGCUGCUGCUUUUAUCUCCGUUGUGCUGGCUUCGUGUUAUUAUUCGUUGACUGCGCAGUUGGAUUGGCUCUGGUUUUUGUGUUGAGUGUAAUUUUUCGACACUGUCAGUCGUUUGCGAACAACGUGAGUGUUAACAUCUCGUCUCAAUUUGAAAGUAGAAAAAGCCAAGUGGAAAAAAGUUCCCCAAAAAAAGAAAUCAAACAAAAAAUAUAUAAAAAUAAACACAGCCAAGGCAAAGAAUAAAAGAGAAUUACAAAAAAAAAAAGAAAAUAUACCUAGCUAUAAUUAAACAAAUAUCUACCCAAGCAAAAGAAAAGAAGACCUUUCUUUCGAAACGGGAAAUCUGAGAACAAUAUCAAAACGGUUUAACAACAAAUAAAUAAAAGGAAGAAAGUCUUGUUUGUCGUGUGCGUGUGUGUGCGUGUCGGGGCAAAGGACUUUUUGUGAAGGAAGUGAAAAUAAAGCAAAAGCAUAAAAAUUUUAUUUUUGAUAUUGCAAAGUAUGUUGUUUAUCAUUGUGCGGACGUAUGGUUGGAUGGAUGAAUGUAUGUACAUAUGUAUGUAGUAAAUGAGUGAUGCGGCAACAACAACGGCAAUUGGAACAAUUCCAAUGGUUGUGUCGAAAACAGAAAUCCACGAGUUUCCUUUUCAUCAUUACAACACUGCAAAAGCAACAACUACGAGAAAAAUCAAUCAUAAACAAUUUCAUCGCCAACAACAAAACGCAGAAGGUUGUGGGAUUGACGCUGUAACAACAACAACAACAUCAACGACAUUUGUUUCACGGGCUAAUAAAAAUUAUUUAAAUAAAAAAACCUAAAGUUCCAUUACAACACUCAUCGGGUUUCACAACAGAGUGAGUGCACUGUAUUCUUCCCCCUUCCAUCUCCAUGCCACUCUAUUCCCCAGCAAAACAAGAGGACGCUCUCUUCCCCUUACACACAGUUGAGAUAGAGAGAGAGAGGGAGAGAUGAAAAAUCGUGAAAUGAUGUUAUGAAAAAAAGAGUGUGGAAAAAUCCAAGCGAAUGUAAAUUGAUUACAACAACAACAAAAUUGUCAUAACCAGAAGCAGCAGCUAGCAAAAGCUAUUGAAGAAGAUAAAGUGAAAGAAAACAUAAAUUCUUCCCCUCCCAAAAAAAACAAAAAAACAAAGAAAGAAAAGCAUAAAAACGAAUCAAUUUGUUUUCUUUUUAUUUGGUGUUUUGUAUUCGUGAGUGAGAGUAAAUAACAUGAACAUUGGGACAUUGCUUACGAGGUGAGAGUGAAUUGUGUGUGAGCGAGUGGAGUGACCUCAAACGUCAUCAUCGUCAAACGGAGACAGCAAUUACAAAAGGGGGCAGCAAUAACUUGGCAGCGCAGCAGCAUAAUGUUUAAAUAUAUACUGACAAUGAUGUAUCUAUAACCCAUUGGAUAUAAAUCUGUAGGCAGCAGGUUUACAACGAAAGAUCGUGUUCCAACAAAGCGCUGUGGAGGAGAGGAGUACCAAAGCUGCUGCCUUUUUAACGAGGACGAGAAGAGAAAUUGGCGGCGACGACGACGACGACAAUACAAAACGCCGCCGUCGACGACGUCAAUUGCAGAAAUUUCGUUAGAAUAGAACUUUGUCUAGAACAAAACCCAAUUGGUCCCAGCCUGAACGGUCUUGUGACGGAAUACCCAAAAACAAAAUGAUACCCACAUCGUUUAGCGGUUCUUCACCACCUACUGCCGGCAGCUUAUUAGGCCUUGCCAACAACAACACUUCACCCUUUCCACCUGGGUCCACGGCUGCAGGUGGCGGUUCCAAUGACAACAAAGAGGUCUACGAUUCAGCAUUACUGGGCAUAGCUUCUUUAAUCUUGGAAGGUCGAGCUUUGGCCGAAGAUGAAUAUGCGGUGAGACAACCGGAUGUCUUAACACAGGUUGGGCCUGGUGUUUGUGGUGGAGCUAAUACCAUGGCAGAUGGUAGCAUUGGCGGUGCCGGUCGUCAUUCGCCCAAACCAUCAACUUCCAGAGCUGGCAACAGUAUCUAUCAGCAGGAACAUCAUUCUCAUCACCAUCAUGGUAGUGGUGGUGGUGGUGGUGCUGGUGGCAGCACAAGUGAAGCCUUGGACAUGGCCAACUAUUUACGACGCAAAGCCUCAAAUUCGCCAGAUUUUACACAGUAUUCGUCUUUCCGGCUGGCUGAUAACUACAGCAAUAGCAGCAGUGAAAGUGCUGGCUCCUCGGUGGAGAGCAAUCACAGCCGUUGGUCUCAGAAACUAAGCCAACUGCGCCAAGAGUCUCCCUGUGCCCAGCGCCAACAUAUGGCUGGCGAACAAAAAGUUGCCGUGGACUGUGUUCGUUCUGUGGAACCGGAGUAUGUGGCACUGGCCAUCAAUACAGAGCAGUCACAUGACGAACGACGCACAAGCGGGGCUGGAGAUUUUGAAAUUAUACGACGUAUUGCCUUGAAUCGCAUGAAUUUGUUUAAUUCGCCACCGAAUAGUAGCGGAUCCAGCGGUGGUGGUGGUGGAAUUGGUAGCAGCGGUGGAGUUGUGGAUAAUUUUAUGUGCUCCCUACAGUCAUUGGCCAGCAAUACAUGCCUUCGUGUCGGCACCCCCAUACCAUAUAAUCCACCCAUUACAGCUUCCACACCCAAAUAUGGCCAUCAUCGUCUGACACCACAAAAUAUCCCACGGUUCCCCACCCCGCAGCAUACAGAUUUGUCGGGUAGUUCAGCUAAUAGUAGCUCUGGUGGUGGCACCCCAUCCGGUUGGUAUAAUUCGGGAACACCUGUAGCCGCAGCCACCGCCACCACCAGCCAUAAUAAGGAUUAUUUACUACGAAAAUCAAGCGCCAUGCCAACACCACCUCAGUCAGCAACACCCACCAAUAGUAGUUUGUCGACCAACAGCAGCAGCACCUAUGAUAAUUCCAUCUCCGGCUAUAUCCAUGAUCGUCGCGAAAGUCCUGCUGCUGCCGUUGCUGCUGCAACAUCAUCGGCCAGAGCAACUCCAACGACAAGUCGUAAUACAACACCACCCCAACAGGGUCCACACUGUGAUCGGUUCCUGCGCAAAUUGGGACUAACCAAAGGUGAUGCCUCAGAUGCUGAGGAACACUUCUGUGAUAUGUUAUACGUUAAUAUAACGUGCGCUCGUUGGCGUGCCUAUUGUAUAAAAAUGGAAAAUAUUCUAGCUCGUGGUGAGCCCAUCUGCAUAGAAGUCUAUUUGGGUCCAGUAGGCCAUAAAAUUUUAUUAGAACAAUGGAUAAUAAAAGUUAAUGAUAAACAACCACCGCCCACAAUGACGCUGCCCUCAUUAUGUAGUGCCAUACGCAGUCAAUUGUACUUUUCACAAAUCAGUGCCUGGUGUGAUCUCAUUAAGAAAGCGGACAAGACCAUUUAUGAUACUGGUCGCCUUAUCUACACCACCACCACAACGCCAAGAACGAGUGCUGCUGGCGAUUUGGCCACCUCAACGAUGAAUGUGAAUAUUUUGGGUACCUCACCUACUGCAACUAGUCUAGCAGCAUCAGCAGCAGCAAAUUCGGGUGGUGGCAAUAAUAGCAGCAGCGGCAACAGCAGUAGCUCGGCUGCCACAUCAUCGUCAAAUGCCAAUAGUACAAAUCGAUGGCCAUCGCCAGCAUCGGCUGCACCACGUCUCAAUAUUUUCUACCGCAUCAAGGCAUACGAUGGUGAUGACAAUGCCAGCACGGCCUGCUUUAAUACAAAACCGAAUGUACAUAAUUUUCCAAAUGUCAAUAUAUCGGAAAAAUCUAGUGUAUCGGUUUGUUUGAAAAGUCUUCCACGUAUAACGGGGGGUAUACCGAAAAUAAACCCAGCCGUAACAGCAACAACAACCACAACAACGACAAUUACUCCCCAAUAUAAGGCCACAGAGGCGUCGUCCAGCAGCAGCAGUAGUAGUAGUAGUAGUGGGACAUGGUCAAAAAUGCCUGGGACAGCAACAACAAGCCCAUGUGCAGCGGCUGGAUCAACCACAAAAUCUUUAACAAUCAACUGUGAUAAUAAAAAUUCAAAGGAACAUCGCCACCACCACCACCACCACCACGAUCAUCAGCAAAUACCACAGCAACAACAACAAACUGCCGUUUUCAAUGCAACUUAUUCAAAUAGGGAAGAAGGAAAUCGGAAAAUUGAUGAUGGUCCCUACAGCCAAUUCGGGCACAACCCCUCAUCAUCAUUGCCAUCCUCAUCGUUGACAAGAAAUCCUCAUCCAGAUUUCCCAAAGCAACAAUGUUCAACAAAUAACGAUUCUCUGAACAGUCUCGAUGGUGGCGACAGCUUCAACAAUGGCAGCAGUGUUGGUGCGGGGGAUAGCUUUGAUCUUAGCGGCGGCAGCUGUGUUGGUUUUGGUGAAGGUGAUAGUUCCAAUUCCUCUCUAAGUACAAAUUAUGGAAAUCUUUCACAUCGUGAAAAACAGCUACUCAAGUAUCGUAAACGGAUGCUGAGGCGUGAUAAGAAAACGCAGCAACAACGGAAGACCAAUGACAACAGCGUGGCAAUUGAAUAUCAAAAUUGUUGUCCUGCAGUCGCCAGUUCACAGAAAAUGGAGCAGGGCGAAGACGAUGAGAUUGAGUGUUGUGAUGAUGAUAAUGACUAUGGUGAUCCACAUGAUGAGCCUCAGCAGCUAUUGAAUGCCAGGUCAUCAUCAUAUCAUCAUCAUCAUCAUCAUCAAAAAGUCACUGAUGAGAAUAAUCCAAAUGCAACAAAAGGCCAAAGACAACAACAACAGCAGCAGCAGCAACAAUUACCAAAUAGUUUUAAAAAUAGCAUUCCCCCCUCUGGAAAUGGGCAGCAACAACAACAACAACAGCAUGUGAAAAUGAUCUCAACUGGUACCCAAACUACCAGCCCCACCACCACCACCACAAACAAUCAUGCUAAUAAAGCGUCUAGUCCAACAACAGCAACUAGUACAAUGGAUUCCAUUACCUGUUCGGCAUGUGGUUAUGAAAAAUCAAUGAUUUGCCUGAAAUGUAAUCCUUUGAAGAGUUCGAAUCAUCGUGAUGAUAAUGAUGAUGAUGACGCCAAUGAAGCUGAUGAUGAUGGCGAUAUGCUGGAUCUAACCUCCUCAACAAGUCGAUCAGCAUCGUCAUCAUCAUCUGUCAGUAGUUUAAAUAGCAGUGAUAUUAUACAAAUACCACGUAAUAAAGCCGAGCUUCUAUUACAAGCCAUACAGAGGACGCCCAAAGCUAAUAAGAAACUUAAAGUAGCCAAAGAUUUGGAGCAUCACAACAACAAACACCAGCAGUCAGCCAACGAAAGUCGAAAAUCAUCUACAAACAACAAAAGCCAGAGUGGUCAUCACCAGAAUCGUUCCAAUAAUUUGCCAUCGACAACCGCACAACUACAAAGCUGUCAAAUGUGUAAACGUCAAAAAACCCAACAUCAUUUCCAACAGCAGCAGCAGCAGCAGCUUUCCAGUGCCCAACAUGAAAUGAAUAGUUCGGCGGAUAACAAUCAAGUGGUAAUUGGAGAAAAUAAUUCAUGUUUAAAUAAUUUCUCCCCCUCCGGGGCAGCUGUUGUGAUGGGUGGCCAAAUGAAUGUUGCUGCUGAUCAGCAAUCAGAUGAAAUAUUGGGCAGUGAUUCGGAUAAUGAAAAGGAUGGUGGGAAAAUGUCAGCGGUAAUAACAGCAUCAGUAGUAGCCGAAGAUUGUGUUGAUAAUGCUCGAAACUCGGUGGUGGUUAAUGGUCAAGCUAAAGAGAAAACAUGUGAUAACAAAUUAAUAAUAGAUAGCUAUAAGGAUGAUUGUCCCCAGUAUGGGGGAGGAGUGGAAUACUUUACAACUUCUACAAAACUAACUCCAAACAUCGAACGUUGUUCACUGACCAACAACAACAGCAGCAGCACCAACAAAUCGUACUACACCCAAUUAAAUGAAAAAUCCCAACCGAAUACCAGUGGCAUCGAUAAGGCUCAACGUUUGUGUUACACACCACCCAUGAUGUUGGAAUACAACGGUGACAAUGCCAAGAGUUCUGGCAAGGUUAUGGCACAAUUUAAGACACCCACAGCAAGUGAACAACAGCUAAAGUUGGACACCAAUCGUCAGCAGGUGCAACAGCAACCACACAAACAGACACCAAAGCCGAGUCUUCUACAAAUCGCUUUCAAUUUCAAUGUGGGCUCCAAUGUGAUAGAGAAAUCAAACAACAGCGUGGUGGACUCCAAAAGCCAUCAACACCACCAACUACCAUCCAUACACAAUCCCCUAUUGGCAAGACGUAAUUCGCCUAAAGUGAAUUUAACAAGGAUCUUCUGUAAUCCCAAUGAGAUGAAAGUCUCUUCACCCAUACCCAUUGCCAAUGGUGGAGGGAUGUCAUCAAAUGCUGCCAUUUCAUCUACGACGACGACAACAAUAUGCUCCUCGGCAAUGUCUACGGGUUCCAAGUCAGCUGACAUACAGGGCUCUGAUGGUGCGGUUGCGCCAACAUUCUCAUUUGAAUCACCCACCGGCCCGCCACCGCCACCACCCUCAAUAACGGUGCAAAAAUCCAAUUCUGCCCCCACAUUGCCGAAUUCACCUUCCCUGUCGCCGCGUUUUAUAAAAGCUUCAGCCCUAUAUAAACGUCGUUCGCGUCAUCUAUCCGAUCGUUCGGAUCGCUCAUCAUUGGGUUCCGAUGAACAGUUUUCCGAUGAAGAUCUGGAUUGUGGAAUGUAUAGUCCAUUUGCCACAUCGCCAGUAAAGUUGCGUUCACGUCUAUCUGCCGUAUUUGGGCGCAAGCCGAUUUUAGGCAAUCUGGAAGAGAGUUUGCUGCAACGACGUUUGGUACCCAAAAUCGAGGUGAUGGGUUUCAAGCUACUAUUGGGUGCUUCGGGUGGCUUUUGUCCAACACAACUGACCAUACCGGCGGCAGCUUACUUCUAUGAGCUCAAGGGAGAGACUUUGAGUACACCUUAUUUGUGUGAAAUACGCUUACCCCGCAAAGGCUAUUCGGUACCACGUUGUGGUACUGUCCAGGCUACCUUACUAAACCCAAUGGGUACCGUUGUUCGUAUGUUUGUUAUACCAUACGAUAUGCGUGAUAUGCCGGCAUUACAUCAGACAUUUAUACGUCAACGUAUUUUGGCCGACACGGGUAGCAGUAAUACUCAAACCACAACCACAACAGCAACAUUAACAACAAAAACGACAACAUUUAACAGUGUUGGAUCUAAUAGUGAUAUUAUGGUGCAGAAUGGCAAUAUUGAAACAAAUCCUGGUGAUGGUGGUGAUAAUGUGACAAUAAAUUCGAAUAAACAACAGCAGCAACAACAUCAACACAAUAACAUUGGCCUUAACAAUAACAAUAUAAGUUUAAAUGGCAGCAGCAACAACAACAACAAUAGCAACAGCAAUAAUGUAAAUACGGAAAAUGAAAUGGGUCAUUUUAUGUCAGCUGAGAAUAUGAAAAGUUUACGCUAUUCCAUACAUUUGAGAUUCCAAACCUCACGUUCGGGACGUUUAAUGCUGCACACCGACAUACGCCUAUUGAUAUCAAGACGAACCGAUUGCGAUACAGCUGCCGCUCAUGCCAAAGGCGUUCUGGAGGCACCCAAUGAACUUAUAACUAAAACUGUGAUGCCAACAAAUCCCAAAUACAGUGCCCGUCACGAUCAGACAGCGAGUAAUAAGAUUUAGUAGUUGUUGAAAGCUGCAUGUGUGCCAGUCGAAUUGUUGCAACACUUGCAACGUAAGUUCUGGCAAAAGAUAUGGGUUUGAAACAACACACACAAGAACAACAACAACACAUCUACAAAAACUAUAUAUAACAAAUAACGAAUUAACAAGAUUACAAUGCUGCCCAUACGAUUUGUUGGAUUAUAAAAAAAAAAUCACUUUUUUAUUAAGUAAAACUAACUAUAUAUCAAAAAAUAUAUAUAAAUUAAAAAAAAAAAACAAUAUUGAUCUGUACACAAAAAAGCAAAGCAAAAGAAAAAAAUCAACAACAACAACAAAAUAGUUCAACUUUAGCAAGAAGUUUCUUCUUAGUCAUUUGUCCUUUCCCUAGCUUACGCCGAUCUUUUGCAAUUUCAAUCCGAUUUUGUUAUUUUUUUUUUUUUUUACUUUAUUGCCUCUCACCAAAUAUGCCUUGUUCCGGAUGCAAAAAAAAUACAUAUAAUUCUGUGGUUUUUAGAAAUUUUUUAAAAAUUAUAUUUUUUUGUUAUUAUUUUUUUUUUAUUCUUGUUUAAGGAAUUUUAUCAAAUCAUCAUUUGAUUUUGUUUUUGGCCUACACUACAUACACUUUCUUAUACACACCAAGAGCCAGGAUAAACUCCUUAAUUUUAUUAUUUUUUUAUUUUUGAGUUUUAUUUCAAUAAACCUCUUUUAAGCCAAGAGGGUUUUCCACAGGACUUCUGUUGACCAAAGACCUCUUAACAUGUCUUAUACAGAUAGAAGACAGUUUUUACUACCUUUUUAGAAGUCUUCUGUAACCAUGAAGUAUUUUUACAGGUCUUCUUCCAAAGUCCUUUCAACAGGUCUUAUACUGAAAGAAAAUAUCUUUUUACCGGGCUUUCAAAAACGCCCUUGUAUUCGCCUUGUGCCGAAUAAAGUUCUUUAGAACUUAAUCUUUUAAAAAAUAAGAGCGUUUAUGAUACAUUCAGCUCUCUUCUUGUUAUGUGGAAACACUUUUAACAUUUUUUCCACAAAUUUUGUUCGGUUUUCUCUCUUCUACAUAUAUAAACUCAAGCAAUAAUUCUUCAAAAUUUACUGCAAAAUGUUUUUAAAUUUUCCUCUAUUAAAAUAGUAGUGGUGUAGGUUAUUAUGUAGUCGGUAUAAUUCGACUUUAGGAUUUUCACUUGUUUUAAUUAAAAAAACUAAAUCUGCAAUUUUUGAAUUUAAAUUCAAAUUAAAAAAAAAACAUCUAAAUAUAGUUCAUUUUUUUGCCAAUCUAUUUUAUUUUACAUUUUAAAAUCAAUCGAUUUAUAUUUGCCAAAAACAAAAACAUUGUCAUAUUGUCAAAAAUUUCGUUUUUUUUGAUACGGUAUAUGGCAGCUUUCGAUGUUUUCUUAAUUAUAGUUACGAAUUUACGUGAUAUCGAUAGAAAAGAAAAACGCUUUUUUUGUUUUUGAUUACAAAAUUUGUUGUUAAAACGUUUUCCCCAUUAAAUUUUCUUAUUGAAUAUCCAUAUCUUUCUUUUAUGCAAUAAAUCAAAUUUGUUUGUAUGUACCAUAUAUAUGUAUGUGUAUGUAUGUACACUCUGCUGGUUGUCUGUCCAACAAAUGAGGGCUAAUAAACAAAAGCUAUGUCGUUGUUGUGACCCUCUCCAGUAUAAAAAUGAAGUAAAGAAAAAAAAAUUGCAAUCAUAGAAUUACAACACGCCCCCAUUUUUUUUUUUUUUUUUUUUU